AUGGCUACCGGUCAGAAGAAUGUUAUCACCCUAAGUGAUGGAGGAUAUUCGAAUGUACUCAUCGCAAUCGACAGAAAAGUGCCCGAGAACAUGACCAUCAUCGAAAAUCUCAAAACUAUGUUUACAUCAGCAUCCCAGCGUCUCUACGAUGCAAGUAGGAAUCACGUCUACUGGAAACACAUCAAGAUCCUUGUUCCAAACACAUGGUCCAUCCAGAACCAGUACAGUGUUGCUACUACCGAAUCGUCAAGAUCUGCUAAUAUCAUCGUCCACGACUUCCCUGAUGACGAACCGUACGUCGACAACCCAGAAGGUUGCGGAAAGGGAGCUCUGAAUCUGAUGCACCUGACACCAAACUAUAUUCUGAAUGAGCAGUAUAGACACGCGAAGUUUGGAAAUACAAGUAACGUCUUAGUACGAAGCUGGGGGUACCUCCGUUGGGGAUUGUUCCCGGAAAACUACGUUGGCAAAGGGGUCGAUUCCCCUUUCUACAACAAUUCCGGCAAUAGAGUGCUCCAAGAAGAAACUGGGACCCGGUGCUCUCUCGAAGUAGUAGGAUUCUGCGAGGAGAAGGAUGAUAACGUGGAGAAAGGGAACUGGCACAACACCAAGGCUGCAAACCUAAUGAACCACAUGUGUGGUGGAGACAGUGCAUGGAAGGUCAUGAAAGAACAAAAAGAAGACUUCCCGGAUGAUGUCCCAAUAGUUUUGAACACCAAACCUGAGUUUGAAAUCCUACAAGUUUCUAUGGUCAGAAGUGUCGUCCUUGUGCUUGACAUCAGUGGUAGUAUGGGAGGGGAUCGAUUUAAUCGAAUGAUCCAGGCUUGUACUGAUUACAUCUUAUAUGUAAUUCCCGUAGGCAGCAAGCUCGGAAUUGUAGUUUUCGAAAGUUUAUCUGAAAUAAAAGAGAAUCUCCUUGAUAUUACUGAUGGGGCUUCACGUCAAAGACUAGUUGAUCACUUACCAAGUUACGCAAGUGGCGGAACGUGCAUCGGAUGCGGUAUCUUAAAAGGCAUAGAGGUACUUGGCUCAUUUUCAAAAGGUGGAUACAUCUUACUUUUAAGUGAUGGCGGUGAAAAUGCAUCUCCAUACAUCAGAGACACAAUCGAUCAAAUUGAGAACGCAGGUGUUAUCAUUGAUACGGUAACCAUAAGUAACUCGGCUGAUCAGCAGAUGGAGGACUUGUCCAGGAACACCUCUGGCAGGUCCAGUUUCUGUCUUGAUACCGGGACCGGAAACUGUUUAAUCCAACAGUUCCAGGAUACAGUAUCGACCAGACCGGAUGUGGGCGUCGGAAAACAUCUCAUCCAGAUUUACAAUUCCGAGGUCAAGAUAGAGCCCGAUCCUGGCUUUCAUGUGAUUUAUCCGGUAGUCAUCGACGACGCUCUGGGAGAUGAAACGGUCAUCACAGUGGCAUGGACAGAGGAUAAUUCAAUACAAGUCCUGCUCAUUGGGCCAGACGACACUUAUGUUGACCAUACCGAUCCUCGCUAUCACAUUGAUACACUUACAAAAAUUGUGUCGAUCAAUUUACCAAAGGCGCAGGUAAAAUGCCAUUAA
Messenger RNA from Lytechinus variegatus (green sea urchin), 1560 nucleotides. Its product is annotated as calcium-activated chloride channel regulator 1-like. Lineage: Eukaryota; Metazoa; Echinodermata; Echinoidea; Temnopleuroida; Toxopneustidae. The transcript has 7 exons. Bases 1 to 1560 code for a protein of 519 amino acids. The record is from RefSeq and is a predicted model, not a curated record.